AUGACGAAAAAUAAUCUCGCCCUACACCUCAAAUGGCUACUGAAACAAGGGCCGUCGCUGUACCCCACGUUGUCCACCGACAACCCACCAAUUGAUCCCGGCAGUCGCGUCUCGCAGCAACCCACUCCACCAUCCGACGAAAACGAGUUUCUAGACCAACUUUUGGAGGAUGCUGAUGACGUGAAAGAUGAGAAUAUGGCAAGACUCAUGCUCGCGCCGUCGUCCGAGAGCAAACCUCGAAUGCUCAGUCGAGGCGAUACACGGCCACCGAGUUCACCCACAACGAUCAAAAAGCCCUCUUCGUCAAGAAGUGUAGUUCAAGAGUCGUUCCUCGAGCCGCCCGCGUCGUCCUUUAAGAGCACGCGAUCAAAAGCCACUCCAAUUCGAUCAGACCGCAAACCCGCAACGUCCCCAUUUGAUGCGAUCGAGUCUAUUGAUCUGACUGGAGACCCUGAUCGAUUCCUACCUUCAACUUCAAACCUCGACUUAGGAGAAUCACGACGCCUGUGGACGGAGGACUCUGCAUCGCGCCAACCCUCACUUGAGAAACGAGGAAAGAAACGGAAAAGCGAUGAGUACACUUCGGAUCUCCUUUCGCCUUCGAAACAUGCGAACAAAGUACGGUCGCCUCUGAAAGCCAACAAACCCUCCAUUUCAAAAGACGUUAUACCGGAGAUACCGAGUCGAACCAGUCGGGUAGACCGUUCAAACGGAGUGAAACUUGACAAGCCCAGUUCGCCAGACCUUCCGCGGAGGAGCCGAAAGCGAGAAAUUGCGGACUCUGAUGAAGAAGACCUGUUUGGUGAUAGUUGGCUCAAUGACGACGAUAUGAUCAUUGAUGCCAAUACAGGGCUGUAUCCAAAGCUCCCUGCAGUGAGCCCUACGGAUGAUGGGAAGGAUACGUCGGAGCCAGAUGUUGAACGACAAGCAGCACGCAAAGAUAAGAGUCCGAAGAAGAAGCCCUCAAAGCCCCAGCCGCCCACUUUAGGAACAACGGUGCCAAGCUCACAAGCCAAAGAUGAGAACAUCCUCAAGUUUAUGGCUCUUUCUUCGGAGGUCCUAGAGAAGGCGAUUCAACGGUUACAGCAAAUCCUUCAGAAGAACGCUGAGGUCGUCUACGAACAGGCGAUGGCGGGUCGACCAGCACCGGAAUUGAUUGCCGCAAACAAAGACCUCGUCUCGCAGAUUCAAGCAAUUGAGUCAUUGCAAAGACAGAAGCAUUCACACAACGAUUGCUCCGCUCGCAAGGAAACCCUCAAGCGGGAUGUCAUGCGUGUAAUCUCUCAGGGCUUAGAUCCAACCACUCUUCCGGAACUUUCUGAAAGCCGAGCAGUCGAGGCAGAGCUGGAGAAGGUAGAAUGCAAGAUACGCGACCUUCUUCCACGAGCCAAAAUAUUCGAUCUUGCCGCAGAGCUUGGUGCAGAUUGCCAAGAUGCGCCAAGUCACGUCUCACUGUCCAGGGGGCAGUCUGAACACUUGACCUCGAGAGAGCCAGCGCCUGUGUAUCAACGACCCCAGCCCUCUCUUUCGAGCUCGGGGAACGUCCAGGAAGGUACAUGGGUACCUGACCAGAUUAACCGACCUCGAAAUGGAGAAUCCUUUGUCUCGCGAACCAUGGCUUCGCCAACAAUUGACUUCGACGAAUUCGAUUGGAGCGACAGCGACGAUGAGAUGCUGGAAGUGGUUGGGAGUUUUGAAAAUCAACCCCAGGUGCCUGUUCGGGAGUCCACACAGAACCGCAAGGUGUUUGCAGAGACAUCUGGAAACACAUCUCGCAUGCCUAUGCCUCCUCCGAAGAAGUCACCUGGCCGUAGCAAUUUCUGGUCUAACCAUCCAUGGUCACAGGAAGUGAAAACAGUGCUGAAAGACAGAUUCCAUCUGCGUGGGUUUCGUCCAAAUCAAUUAGAAGCUAUUGAUGCAACUCUUGGCGGCAAGGACACUUUCGUCCUGAUGCCAACCGGCGGUGGCAAGUCUCUGUGCUAUCAGCUUCCUUCUAUCGUUACGAGCGGCCGUACACAUGGCGUGACACUGGUUGUCUCUCCGCUACUGAGUUUGAUGCAAGAUCAGGUGGAUCACCUUCGAAAGUUGAACAUCAAGGCCUUCUUGAUGAAUGGUGAAUCAGACAAGACCGAGCGGUCAUGGAUACUUGGUCAGUUGUCCAACGGGGAUGGGGAAGGCUUGGAGCUGUUGUAUAUCACACCAGAGAUGAUCAACAAGAACCAGACUUUGGUCAGGGCUCUCGAGAACCUUCAUCACCGGAAAAAGCUUGCACGACUGGUUAUUGAUGAGGCCCAUUGUGUCAGCCAGUGGGGACAUGACUUCCGACCAGACUACAAGGAACUGGGUGAAGUCCGAGCCAAGUUGCCAGGUGUGCCUGUUAUGGCUCUGACUGCUACGGCAACAGAGAAUGUCAAGGUAGAUGUUAUUCAUAAUCUCAAGAUGACCGGAUGCGAGGUCUUCUUACAGUCCUUCAACCGGCCGAAUUUGACCUACGAGGUGCGGCCUAAAGGGAAGAACGAUGAAGUGCUCGCCAGCAUCGCCGAAACGAUCACAACGUCUUACAAAAACCAGUGUGGAAUCGUUUACUGUCUGUCGCGCAAGACAUGUGAGAAAGUGGCUGAUGACCUUCGCAAAAAGUACAAACUCAAGGCCGCACAUUAUCAUGCUGGCAUGAAAUCUGAGGCUAAAGCCAAGGUGCAGAACCAGUGGCAGAGUGGUAAAUCACAUAUUAUUGUUGCCACCAUUGCCUUUGGAAUGGGCAUUGACAAGCCUGAUGUACGAUUUGUCAUGCACCACAGCAUUCCGAAGAGUUUGGAAGGAUACUAUCAGGAGACUGGACGUGCUGGUCGGGAUGGUAAACGUUCUGGUUGCUACCUCUACUACGGGUACAAGGACGCUGCCACUCUUAAGCGCAUGAUUGACGAAGGCGAUGGCAGCUACGAGCAGAAAGCCCGGCAAAAGCACAUGCUUCGCAACGUCGUUCAGUUCUGCGAAAAUCGCAGUGAUUGCAGACGUGUGCAAGUCCUCGCCUAUUUCAAUGAAUAUUUCCGUCGCGAAGACUGUGGGAACUCUUGUGAUAAUUGCAAAUCUGAUUUGGUGUUUGAAGUUCAUGACUUCUCUCAGCAUGCUGCUUGGAUCAUUAACAUCGUUCGCUGGUUCCAAAACCAAACCAAUGAAAAGGGCCAAAAGGGGGAGAACGUGACUGUGCUUUACUGCGUGGAUAUUCUACGUGGUGACUUGAAAAGGGCCAAGUCCCCUUCGCACAAGAACAUUCCAUGGUACGGGAAGGGGUCUGACCUGGAUCGAGGUGAAGCAGAGCGACUUUUCUACCGUUUACUUGGGGAGGAUGCUCUAGCGGAAGAAAAUGUCAUCAAUGGGAAGGAUUUUGCUGUUCAAUACGUCAAACUCGGUCGACGUGCGACGGAAUUUGAAACCGGCCAGCGUCAGUUGAAACUUCAAGUACGCGUGUCCCCCAAAGGCAAAAGCAAGGCAGCGGCACGACCAGCGCAAACGUCAAAGUCGGGCACCCAGGCUUAUCCUCAAUCCACAAUGGUGUCAUCCCCAAUCCAAUCCGCCCAUGACCGCCGUCAGGCUCGAUCUCAACAGCGAAACAGGCGCGUCGACAACUCUUCAACCGACGACGAGAGUGAUGGCUUUGAGCCUCUCCGAGUCGCGGGCAGGCCACGGAAUGAGAAUGGUCAUGAAGUGGGACCUCCCAUCACAAUUGAUCAAAAGAUGGAGCGACUGGAUCAUCUUCAUCGUGCCGUUGUGGAGGACUUCGAAGUGACCGCAAAGAGGUAUUUGCAGGAGAUUGUUGUGGAGAAGGGCCUUCGAUCCCAGCCAUUCCCCGACUAUAUCUUGCGAGAUAUGGCGAUCUCAUUUCCGAAGAACCUCCCAGAGCUUUCUGCUAUUCCCGGCAUCGACUCUGACAAGGUGAAACGUUAUGGCCGUCAGAUCUUGAGACUGGUGGACAAUGCCCGGCGCCGCUACCACGAAUUAAAGGAUGAGGAAGAAAGCAAUGGCAUUGUUCCUGAUCCCAACCAUCACAACGUCAUCAACCUUAGCAGCAGCGAUGAGUACAGUGAUGAUGACCUUUUUGUGGAUCAAAAUUCGACUCUUGAUCUCGAUUAUCCUAUGGAAAAUCCUCCCGACAACAUCACUAGCCGUUAUUUCCCUCCCGCGCCGUCACCAGGACUUGAUCCAGGUGAUGAUUAUGAGCCUGGCCAUGCAGCGUCGAGCUCAAAGGGUGGCAAACGCUCAUACGCGAAGCGACCUCGACGAAAGAAUAGUGGUUCCACCGGCACCUGGAAAGCCAAGGGAGCCCGAUCCAGAGCCAAGUCCGGCGGUGAUCGUGCUCCCAGUAGGUCUUCAGCUGCACCUCGAAAAACCGCCAAUGCCAAAGCCUCCAAAUCCACGAUUGGAAUGAUGCCCAUCUGA
This is a messenger RNA of Penicillium daleae, 4437 nucleotides long. RefSeq lists its product as uncharacterized. Gene Ontology annotation, biological process: DNA replication; double-strand break repair via homologous recombination. The record is from RefSeq and is a predicted model, not a curated record. The transcript has 4 exons. Lineage: Eukaryota; Fungi; Ascomycota; Eurotiomycetes; Eurotiales; Aspergillaceae. Bases 1 to 4437 code for a protein of 1478 amino acids. Gene Ontology annotation, cellular component: RecQ family helicase-topoisomerase III complex; cytoplasm; chromosome. Gene Ontology annotation, molecular function: four-way junction helicase activity; 3'-5' DNA helicase activity; ATP binding.